AUGUCCUUUUUACGUGGAAUCAGAUUUGCUAGUACUUUUGCUAGACAAGUUUCUAAACCCGUUGCUCUUCGAACUCCAAAUGGUUUCAAAUAUAAUCAACCAACUGGUCUUUUCAUCAAUAAUGAGUUCUAUGAUACCAUAAAUGAUGGUUCUUCUAUCAGAGUGGAAAAUCCUUCAACUCAAGAAGAAGUAACUAAAGUUUCAAGUGCUAUUGAUUCAGAUGUGAAUUUUGCUGUUGAAUCUGCUGAAAAAGCUUUUAAAACAUGGUCUGUUUCUGAUCCUUUAUAUCGUGCUAAAUUAUUAAAUAACUUGGCUUCAAUCAUCGAAGCUAACAAAGAUGUCAUUGCUUCAAUUGAAUCUAUGGAUAAUGGUAAGACUCUUGCCUUAGCAUCUGGUGAUGUUGGUCUUGUUAUUGAUUAUAUUCGUUCAACUGCUGGUUAUUGUGAUAAAUUAGAUGGUAGAACUAUUUCCAAAGAGGGUUAUAUGAAUUUCACUUUAAGAGAACCUUUAGGUGUUUGUGGUCAAAUCAUUCCAUGGAAUUUCCCAUUAUUAAUGUUGAGUUGGAAAAUUGCUCCUGCUUUAGCUACUGGUAAUACUGUUGUCUUAAAACCUGCUAGUGAUACUCCAUUAAAUGCAUUGUUUUUCGCAAGUUUAGUUAAAGAAGCUGGUUUCCCAGAAGGUGUUGUUAAUAUCUUACCAGGUAGUGGUGCUAAAUGUGGUAAUGCCAUUUUGAAUCAUCCAAAGAUUAGAAAAAUUGCAUUCACAGGUUCAACUGCAAUUGGUAAAGAUGUUAUGAUCAAGAGUGCUGAAUCAAAUUUGAAAAAAGUUACAUUGGAAUUAGGUGGUAAAUCACCAAAUAUUGUAUUUGAUGAUUGUAAUUUAGAGAAAACUUUAGAAAAUUUAGUUAAUGGUAUUUUUAAAAAUGCUGGUCAAAUUUGUUCAAGUGGUUCAAGAAUCUAUGUCCAAGAUACUAUUUAUGAUGAAUUAUUAACUAAGUUCAAAGCUCAUAUUGAGAAUGAAAUUAAAAUUGGUGAUCCAUUCAACUCAAAUAAUUAUCAAGGUGCUAUUACAAACAAGAAACAAUUUGAAACAAUUUUAAGUUAUAUUGAAAUUGGUAAAAAAACUGAUGCUAAAUUACUUACAGGUGGUGAAAGAAUUGGUGAAAAGGGUUAUUUCAUUCAACCAACUGUGUUUUAUGAUGUUGAUCCAUCAAAUCAAUUAUCUCGUGAAGAAAUAUUUGGUCCAGUUGUUACAAUCACUAAAUUCUCUACAAUUGAUCAAGUUAUCGAAAUGGCUAAUGAUUCUGAAUAUGGGUUAGGAGCAGGUAUCCAAACUGAAAACUUGAGUAAUGCAUUAACAGUUGCUAAAAAAUUAAAAUCUGGUACUGUUUGGAUUAAUACUUAUAAUGAUUUUGAUUACAAUGUUCCAUUUGGUGGUUAUAGACAAAGUGGGUUCGGUAGAGAAAUGGGUGUUGAAGCUUUAGAUAAUUAUACUCAAGUCAAAGCUGUUCGUAUAAAACUAAAUUAA
Molecule: messenger RNA, 1527 nt
Organism: Hansenula ciferrii
Lineage: Eukaryota; Fungi; Ascomycota; Saccharomycetes; Phaffomycetales; Wickerhamomycetaceae
Gene: ALD6
Product: aldehyde dehydrogenase (NADP(+)) ALD6
Exons: 1
Coding region: 1-1527 (508 amino acids)
Molecular function (GO): aldehyde dehydrogenase (NAD+) activity
Source: RefSeq, a predicted model, not a curated record